Rhodamnia argentea is the source of this 2053-nucleotide messenger RNA. Its product is annotated as probable inactive receptor kinase At2g26730. Bases 210 to 2048 code for a protein of 612 amino acids. The record is from RefSeq and is a predicted model, not a curated record. The transcript has 2 exons. Gene Ontology annotation, biological process: protein phosphorylation. Gene Ontology annotation, molecular function: ATP binding; protein binding; protein kinase activity. Lineage: Eukaryota; Viridiplantae; Streptophyta; Magnoliopsida; Myrtales; Myrtaceae.
AGCACUUAGUGACAUUGCCGGCCGGAAAUGACUUUAGAACUAUUUGCCAUUGUAAGUUCAGCCAAUUGUCAUUCACAGCUGAUUCAAACACCCACCAUCCCCAACCUUGUUUACGACCCGAGCUCACACCACAUUCAUGUAUUAUAAGCAUAACAGAGGCAAAUAUUAGGUCAAUCUGUUUCUCGUGGCCUCGCCUUGAUUGACCCAAAAUGCGUCGAGCAACUAUCCGGGCACUCGCCAUUCUGAUCUUUCUUGCCUUUCGAGUGGCGACUUCGGUGGAUGAGGGUACCAAGCAGUCGAUGAUUCAGUUCAUGGACAAAGUUUCUCCCGGGAGCGACCAAGGUUGGAGCUUGUCCACGGAUCCCUGCGCCGAUCAAUGGAAGGGCGUGGAAUGUGAGUCGCAAUCAGUGAAGAGGAUUGUUCUCGAGGAGCUUAACUUAUCGGGGACUCUCGAUGCCAGUCCUCUCUGCAGGGUACAGUCUCUCGCUGUUCUUAGCCUCAAGGGCAACAAUGUGGCAGGAGGGAUUCCGAAAGAAAUUGCAAACUGCAAGCAUUUGACACACUUGUACUUAGGCGGGAACCGGUUCUCGGGGCAACUCCCCGACGCCCUCUCGAGGUUAAAUAAUUUGAAGAGGCUCGAUGUAUCCGAUAACAACUUCUCCGGUCCAUUGCCGAAUCUUGCUCGGAUCUCGGGCAUGAUUACCUUCUUUGCUCAGAACAACAAUUUCACUGGAGAACUUCCCCAGUUCGACUUCGCCAACUUGGAGCAUUUCAAUGUCUCGGACAACAAUUUUACUGGUCAGAUUCCUGAUGGCGGAGGUCGUUUCCAGGAGAACAGCUUUCUGGGGAAUCUGGGAUUGUGCGGAAGUCCGCUGCCGAAUUCAUGUCCGGCCCCUCAACCAGCCAAGAAGAAACAAAAAGACGUAUCGCUCGAUAAGAUUUUUAUCUACUUAGGCUAUGUAAUUCUCGGCCUAAUCGUUGUGCUCUUCUUGGUCUACAAAAUAGCAAGAAGAUCCAAGAAAAAAGAAGAUGGGUUUGAUGGUGGUAAGAAUAGGAGAUCUGAUACUAGCAGCAGCAAGGCUAAUGGGGCGCUGAGCGAACCAAAGACAAGCGAGAACCGGUCCGAGUACUCGAUAACUUCAGUGGAGAGUGGCAUGACCACGUCCUCACUUGUGGUACUAUCGGAUGCUCCCGCGCUGAGGGAUUUGAAGUUCGAGGACUUGCUUAGAGCGCCGGCCGAACAGCUUGGAAGAGGAAAGCACGGAAGUCUCUACAAAGUCGUGCUCAGCAACGGCCUUGCUCUGGCCGUGAAGAGAAUCAAGGAUUUGGGGAUUCCUAGCGAGGACUUCAAGGGCAGGAUGCGGAAGAUGGAUCGAGCAAAGCAUCCUCACGUUCUGCCGCCUGUCGCGUUUUACUGCUCCAAGCAAGAGAAGCUCCUGGUGUAUGAGUAUAAACCAAACGGGAGUCUCUUCAAUCUUCUCCAUGGAAUGCAGAAUGCGCAAAUAUUUGAUUGGGGAAGCAGGCUAAGCGUUGCGGCCACUGUGGCGGAAGCUUUGGCCUUUAUGCACUCGGAGCUUCGUGAAGACGGGAUCGCUCACGGCAAUCUAAAGACCACGAACAUCUUGCUUGACAAAGACAUGGAUCCGUGCAUCAGCGAAUACGGCCUAAUGGUGGUGAAAACCCAAGACUACUCUCAAAUUCCCGAGAUAAGAAGCAGCGCUGCUUCACCUCACGACGCCUUCAAGGACGACGUGUACGGCCUCGGGCUAAUUCUUCUCGAGCUCCUGACAGGCAAGAUGGUCCAGAACAACGGGUAUGAUCUGGCCAAGUGGGUGCACUCCGUGGUUAGGGAGGAAUGGACCGGGGAAGUCUUUGAUGGCGUCCUGAUAUCCGAAGGCGCGGACGAGGAAAGGAUGGUGAGACUGUUGCAAGUAGGCCUCCAAUGCAUAAACCCUUCUCCCGCCGAAAGGCCAAGCUCGAGGCAAGCCGCGGCGCUGAUAAGCUCGAUCAAAGACGAAGAGGAGCGGUCCGUGUCGUCCGAUUCCUGAUGGGA